This is a messenger RNA of Oryza sativa Japonica Group (Japanese rice), 1125 nucleotides long. The record is from RefSeq and is a predicted model, not a curated record. NCBI's taxonomy places the organism in Eukaryota, Viridiplantae, Streptophyta, Magnoliopsida, Poales, Poaceae.
UGCAUUGUCUACCUUUCCACCUUCCCAUCCUCCUCCCGUUCCGGCCAACACCACCCUCUCCUCCCAUGGCCUCCGCCUCCGCCUCCCUCUCGCUGGCGUUCUCCCCUCUCCUCCUCCCUACCCCGCGACCCCGACCCUACUCGCGACCCAUCAACCCGGGGUUUCCUACCCCCCUACGGCUCAGCCUUGCGUGCUCGCCGCCCUCCCGUCGCGCCGGCCCGGUUGCCGCGGUCCCGGACGGCGUCGCCGUCGCGGACGUAGUGGAGAAGGACUGGUCCUUCCUCGAUGCUGCGGCGGCGGCGGCGGCCGCGGGCGGCAGCCUCCCCCGCGCGCUCGCGGCGGGGGCCCUCUCCCCCGCGUCGCGGGUGCUGGCCGUGACCCCCGCGCCGUCCUUCGUGGACGCCCUCCUCUCGGGGCACCCCUGCGAGCUCCUGGUGGCCGCGCACGAGUCCCUGUACGUGCUGGCGGGGAUCAAGGAGGGGCACGACGAGGUGAGGUGCUUCCACUUGGAGGGAGGCGGAGGCGGCAGGGGAGGCGGAGUGGUGGAGGGCGUGCCGGAGAGGUUCGACGCGUUCGACGCCGUGUUCGUCUGCUACUUCCCCGGGAUGGGUGUCUCGGCCGCCGCGCUGCUCAAGUCGCUGGCCAAGAGAUGCUCCAAAGGUGGAAGAGUUGUCAUCUUUUUGGAUCAAGGACGGCAAAGUUUGGAGCAACAUCGCAGGGAACAUCCUGAAGUUGUAACUGCCGAUUUGCCUACCAGGCCUUCUCUAGAGAAGGCUACUGCCGGUAGCAAGUUUGAAAUAUUAGAGUUUGUUGACGAGCCUACUUUGUAUCUUGCUGUUUUGCAGUUUCAAUGAUGAACUUGUUGAAAACAACAAAUUAUAUAGACAGCUUGCCAUCCAUGCCGGCGAGAAUCAACUCGGCUUUGUAGUUUGUAGAUAUGCAAGAAAUUAUUGCAAAGUUAAUGAUCCUUAUGGCAGCCAAGUUACUUUGUAGUAUCCCUGUUGACAUAUGGGAAUUACCAGAAGCACUGGCAGUUAAGGGCAUUUACGAUUAGAUGAAGCCCUGCGCUUUACUGUGGGAUAUAUGGAUGAAUUUAUGUUAAAUGUCGUAGGACUAAUCGAUAGA